This is a messenger RNA of Polyodon spathula (Mississippi paddlefish), 1091 nucleotides long. RefSeq names its product mitochondrial ribosomal protein L1 (gene mrpl1). Gene Ontology annotation, biological process: translation. The record is from RefSeq and is a predicted model, not a curated record. Gene Ontology annotation, molecular function: RNA binding; structural constituent of ribosome. Gene Ontology annotation, cellular component: mitochondrion; large ribosomal subunit. The coding region runs from base 36 to 1001 and encodes 321 amino acids. The transcript has 9 exons. NCBI's taxonomy places the organism in Eukaryota, Metazoa, Chordata, Actinopteri, Acipenseriformes, Polyodontidae.
CGAACCGCUUGAAGUGAUACACCAUACAUGUAAACAUGGCAGCUUGCACGAGGAGUUUCCGCAGAGUUUUAAUUGCCUGUCACAAAUCUUUGCUCAUCAGUAACGGCCAUAGUUCCACAAAUGUUUCUCAGAUUGUACCUAAACAAGUUCCCUUCCGUCAGUUUGCUGCAGUAAAAGCUGUGAAAAAAGAACAGAAGGAACAAAAAGAUGAAAAGGAGAAGGUGAUGAAGGAGAGAAAGAUAGAUGACACCAAUCGACAUAAACCCUUUGGACUGACUGCAUGGGAACCUAUAGAUGAUGUGUAUAUAACACGAUUUUACCCAAAGCCUGUCUAUGAUGCAGAGACAGCAAUCGGAAUGCUGAAGAAGUUCCAACAGUUAGACUUUACCUACCCAAAGCAGCCUCUUUACAUUGACUUGAAGCUUGAUAUGAAGCUGGAGAAAAAGAAAAAGGUUGACCCGUUUGUCAGUACGGUUCACUUACCACAUUCUUUCAAGACAGAAGUGAAUAAAGUUGUAGUAUUUACAGAGAAUGCAGAAGAUGCUAAAGUAGCCAAGGAGAAUGGAGCUGCUUUCGUAGGUGGAGCUGAACUUGUGCAAAAGAUUUUGGAUGAUGAAAUUCAAGCAGAUUUUUAUGUGGCAGUGCCAGACAUUCUCCCCAGACUGUCAACCCUAAAAAACAAGCUCAGAAAAAAAUUUCCUAAGAGCAAGAGAGGUUCUGUUGGAACAAACAUUCCUAAAAUGCUUGAGCUGUUUAAGACUGGCCAUGAAUACCUGGUGGAGAAAGAUUGCUAUGUUCUGACAAAAGUGGCUACGUUGGAUAUGCCUAAAGAACAGAUAAUUGACAACCUGGACACAAUCAUCAAGGAUGUAUGCUCACACAGGCCUUUGAACUUGGGCCCAUUUAUUGAGAGAGCAAUCAUUUGCAGUGCAACCAGCGAAGCAUUACAUUUCAAGAUUGAACAGUUUCUUCCAAAAAUUGAGGAGGAGGACGAGAUAUGAGGACAGGGCUGAAAUCAUGCUUGUAAUUUCUUUUUUCAUUACUAUGAUCUGUAAAAAUACUGUCAUAACAUAAUAAAAUGUAUCAGUGUG